This is a messenger RNA of Fusarium oxysporum Fo47, 955 nucleotides long. Its product is annotated as cytidine deaminase-like protein. Gene Ontology annotation, molecular function: tRNA-specific adenosine-34 deaminase activity. Gene Ontology annotation, biological process: tRNA wobble adenosine to inosine editing. The transcript is spliced from 2 exons. The record is from RefSeq and is a predicted model, not a curated record. Bases 18 to 626 code for a protein of 202 amino acids. Lineage: Eukaryota; Fungi; Ascomycota; Sordariomycetes; Hypocreales; Nectriaceae.
AUCAUCUUCCCCGCAUCAUGGAUUUGUCAAGCCUCACUCCCUCAACCUCACUACUCACAAGUCAACUCACCACUAGCACCUAUAACAACACAGGUACAGCAAAAAUGAUCAGCGACCAAGAUCUGGAGCAUCUCCGUCUGGCAGUCUCACUCGCCCACGAAGCCCUCAAAGCAGGAGACGCCCCUUUCGGUUCAGUCCUCGUCUCAUCAGACAAUAAAGUCCUUCAAACAGACAGAAACCGCACCGUCACAGGCUCCAACGGUGAUGGUCGUGCUGACUCGACGCUCCACCCCGAGUUCACCCUUGCGCGCUGGGCACAGCUCAACCUAAGCGAUGAAGAGCGCGCAAAAUCUACUGUGUACACGAGCGGUGAGCACUGCGCUAUGUGUUCUGCUGCCCAUGCGUGGUGUGGACUUGGAAGGAUUGUGUAUGUUUCUUCAACGGAGCAGCUGGAGGCUUGGAAGGCCGAGUUUGGGGUUGGAGCACCGGUUGCGCCGUUGAGCAUCAACCAGGUUGCUCCGGGAAUUACCGUUGAAGGACCUGUUGAAGAACUGGCUAAGGAGGUUUACCAGUUCCAAGUUGAGAAUUGGACGGCUAAGGGUUUCAAGUCCAAGUCCAAGGCUUGAGGUAGAAUCUGCGAUGUUUCUGAGAUGAGAUGUAGCGUGGCGAAUUUGGCUGGAGAUGUACAAAUGUCUGAGAGUGAUUUGGUAGCGGAAGCUUGAGACGUUUGAAUGUAAAAAGAUGCCUUUCAGAAUUGCUUGUUGUAACAUUCGUGUAGAAGCUCGUGAUGUGAGGCCCAUGGGUUGAGUCUUGGGUUGACUUAUAUGCUUGUUCCGCCAACUCCAGUAAGCAAGAACCAAGCCAUAGAUAUGGAGAGAUCAAACCAAAUACAUGCUUCAGAUCUCUUAUUUGAUAUAAUUUAACUCGAGGUCAACGAGAUUGCAAAUUGAUCGAU